Molecule: messenger RNA, 2145 nt
Organism: Ambispora leptoticha
Lineage: Eukaryota; Fungi; Glomeromycota; Glomeromycetes; Archaeosporales; Ambisporaceae
Source: the annotation of a GenBank genome assembly
AUGGCACCGACACAACUGAAAAUCAAAGGCAAUAGAGCCUUCUCAAUGCUUUCAUCGAUAGAAAACGAGGCGGACCUAUCGAAAACGUGGCGACUCAUGACAAAAGUUAAGGAUGCACUUGAAUACGGAAAACGUUUAGAAAAUCUUUCGUGGCGUCUCUGGUUCAUGCAUCAUCAGAUGGUGCAUGAUCCGAAGACUCAGUCAAAGUUUAGGAGAUUAUCCUCACUAACGACAAAAAAGCUCGAUACUGAAAAGUCUACACAUCUUAGUAAGCUCGCUGCGCCUAUUUAUCGUCCGCGUCAGGAAGGUCAUCAUGAUAAUAGUAGACGAGGAAGGAACAGACGUAAUAAUCAUGGUGGUGCUGGAGGCAAUGGUAGUAAUGGAAAUCAUAGUAAUAACAAAAGACCACAGGGAAUUUCUACGUCCGGCAAAAAAGCUGGUGCAAAUAGUCAAAAAAAUACGUUAAAAGAUAAGAGCGGAAUAAGUACGGGCAAUAAUAUUGCUACAAAAGUUGAACCUACAACCGCUAUUGCAUCUGUUGAAGAUAUGAGCAGAGAUUUGAAUUCAGAGGGUCAACAACAAUCUAUGAAUAAUUACUCGAUCGUUUCGAAAGACAAUGACGAAGAUGAAGUUAUGAUUGAUAAUACUACUAUGAGCAAUGAUUUAACCGUCUCUGACAGUAAUAGUUUGAAUGAUUCUUAUGCCUUUGACAUUAACGUGAUGGACGUAGAAAAUAUGACAAGUGAUAAUGUUAUCGAUGAAAAUAUCUCACCUUUGACUCGCGCUUCCGACUCGUUAGAUGAGGAAAAUAAUGAUAUCACUGCUUCAUACACCAGCGACCAAGAAAGUGAUUCGGUCUUAAGACUACCUGAUCUAGAAAGAGACACGGUCUUAAGACUGCCCGGUCAAUUUGUUGGUUUUGAUACUUAUGUAUAUUUGAAUCCUGCACGUAAUGCUCCUACUAUGGAAUUGGAUAUGAGCACAAUGCAUAAUAGGUUUCCUGAAUUUUCUUCUUCAGAAUCAUCUGAACCCACUUCCCCCACCGGAGAAUUUGAAUUUUACAAUAAUUCGAUGUUAUCAGUGACAGCGGCUGAUGGAGGAAUCGGACAACAAUCAUCUUCGGGAAUACAAUCAAAUUUAACAUAUCAAAUUGGCGAGCAAUUAGUUGGUACAUCAUCAUCUGGAAUACAUAGUGCCGUAUAUGUUCCUCGGAACCACAAUCACUCCCCCACUACAGAUAUAAAUAGUAGCCUCAUGACAGCGUUGAAUUCAGGGCUUAGUUCCUCGAAUGUUAAUAAUUUAUCGGCUAAUAAUUUAAUGGGAGGAUCACAAACCGUUAACUCAUCAAAUUCACCAAACCGUCAAACAACCACCGCAACUUCAACAUCGUCGUCAACAACUUCAUCGGCUACUACGUCUGAAAAUCGGCCAAAGAAAACACAUUCAAGCGGUGAUCAACAAUGUUUCAAUUGUGGUGUCACUUCCACACCACUUUGGCGGCGAUCGGCCAAUGAUGAAUUGUUAUGUAAUGCUUGCGGCUUAUAUUUAAAACUGCACAAGAUGGCCCGACCAAAGACGAUGAAACCGCACAUCGUGCGGAAAGACGCACGAGAAGAUGAGAGCACACAGCCAGUUUGCUCUAAUUGUGGUACGAUGACUACACCAUUAUGGCGAAGAGAUGAGGAAGGACAAACGCUAUGUAAUGCCUGCGGGCUUUACUUCAAACUCCACCACGAAAAACGACCGUUGUCCAUGAAAACGGACGUUAUCAAAAAACGUCAGCGGUAUGAAAAUGGACAAAACCCUAACCGCCGCUCAAGUAAAAAGCAACGAUCAAUUGACGACAGCCCGCAACAAGAAUCACAGCAACUACCAUCCCCAUCACAACAAUCUACACAUCAAUCACAAGGAGUAUAUGGUCCGAUUAGUGUAUCACCCACGACCACUACAAUGACUAUUCCACCACCACAAACAUCAACUAAUUCUAAUUCUAUUGGAUCAACAUCGACCCUAUCGAUGAAUGUUCCAAACAAUUUAGUUGAUCAAGAACACCAUCAUAUUUCAGUUUCCUCGAUAUCAAUGCCAUCGAGUUCUUCAAUGACUGCAGCAACUUCGAAUCGAUCUUUACACGGAAGUUUCCCGUAG